Messenger RNA from Zonotrichia albicollis (white-throated sparrow), 2133 nucleotides. The record is from RefSeq and is a predicted model, not a curated record. NCBI's taxonomy places the organism in Eukaryota, Metazoa, Chordata, Aves, Passeriformes, Passerellidae.
UCGCAGUGUCCGAGCUCCCACAUGGCAAGGGGGCAGGGGAAUUUGGCCUCCCGGGCGCCCCCAUCCGCGGCCCUCUCGCGGUCCAGGCAAGCUGGUUGAAUAACCCAUUCUUGCCUCAAACAAAUAGGCUGCAGCCAAAGAUGUCCCCGUCUGCAGUAUCAGGCCCUGCACAUCUCUUUAGGCUUGCUGGCAAGUGUUUCAGUUUUGUGGAAUCCACGUACAAGUAUGAGUUUUGUCCUUUCCAUAAUGUCACUCAGCAUGAGCAAACUUUUCGAUGGAAUGCGUAUAGUGGGAUUUUAGGAAUCUGGCAUGAAUGGGAAAUUGACAAUAACACAUUUGUUGGAAUGUGGAUGAGGGAAGGAGACUCCUGUGAAACUAAGAGCAGACAGACAAAGGUUCAUCUUGCUUGUGGAAAGAGCAAUAAAUUGGCUUAUGUGUCUGAGCCAAGUACUUGUGUUUACUCUCUGACAUUUGAGACUCCUCUCGUGUGCCAUCCUCACUCACUUUUAGUUUAUCCAACUCUGACUGAAGCACUGCAGAGGAAGUGGGACGAAGCAGAGCAGCUACUGUACGAUGAACUAAUAACCGACCAGGGUUACAAAAAAAUUCUGAAAGAGAUUUUUGAGGAAGCAGGACUUCUAAAAGCAACAGAAGAAAAUGAAGUUGAAAAACAGAGUAAGAAAAUAACUCUGGAAUUUGAAACAGUGGAAAAGUGCAGUAAGGAAUACAAGCAACUUUCUGAAGAAAUAAAAAAACUUAGAGUUUUAUUAGGUCAGCAUGGUAUUGCAUACAAAGGAAAUCUUGCUGGAAAUUCCAGUGUUGAGUAUGUAAGGCACCAACUGGCAACUGCAGUGGCAUCAGUUCUUAAUGGGUCAAAGGAUGAUGAGCACCUCCAUGGCGAUACAGGAAUGUGGAAUUACACUCUGUGAAGAAACUUGGAUGGUACCUAAUGUAAAUUAAACUGAACACAUAUUAUGCCACAAAGAUGAUUUGCCUUCUUGUGAGUAUUCUUGACUUUGUUUCAAUUUGUGCCCUAAAGCAAACACAUUGUAGUAGAGUGAGGGCACACCAUUAUGAGAACAGUUAGCUUGUUUCUGACAACAUUUGUAACACUUCUUUGGUAUGACCAGUAUUUGACACGAACUUAAAGAUUCUCUGCGCCUAGUCCCAGCUUUUGCUAUUUUUAUUGAUCAAGUGUGGUAGAAGUUGGAGUGAAUAUAAACCAGCUCAAGACCAGUGCUGCAAGGUGUUUUAAGAAAGGUACUAAAUACAGUAUUAAGAACAUGCUAUUUCAUCUAUAUGCUAAAAAGAUUUCUGGACACACUUUAGCGGGAAAAGAAACGUUUUCUGCCACAGCAGUGCAGACCAUACCACUACACCAAUUCGUGUUCAAAGGUCGAUGUCGUCUUUGGCUGUCAGGUUAAAUGGAAGUUGGUCAGAAUAUGGCAGAAAGGUGCAAUGAAAUCACUGAGUUGUGACAAAAGCAUAGUUAUAGUAAUACCUGGCAAUUCUGUGUAUGUAAUACAGAAUAAAAUGGACUCCUCCAACACAACCUGUGAAAGCGUUCACGUCGGCAUUGGUGAACGCCGAGCACGCCAUCUGCGGUCACUGUGCUGCCUCCUGUGGUGCCAUUUGGGGGCCCCCCCCGGCCCAGAGUCCUGUCGCCCUUGCCCUCACGGCGGCAGCUGUGUUGAGCCGCGGCCCAACCCACCGAGCCCUCGCGCUUCAGCUCACGUAAAGUGGGGGAUGAUCCGGGCGCUGGGUCACUGGCGGUGAGGAGCGGGCCGGGGCUGGGAUGGCUAUCCCACCUCAUGAGAUAAAAGAAUUGUGAAAAGCAAUAAGGGACAGUGGUAUCUGCUCCCCAUAAUUUAAGCAACUGCUAAAAAGUACCCUGGAAGGACAUACACUCACACCAAAUGACUGUAAAAAUUUUGCUAGUAAAAUUCUCACAGACUCACAAUAUAUGAUAUGGGAACUCAAAUGGAAAAGACUGCUUACAAGGGUACUAGCCACUUAUAGACAAAGUACUGAUGCAGACCUUCAUACCCUUGUCAUGUCUAAGAUGACUGGUGACCCUCCUGAUGAUCAGAAUGAUAAUCAAGUGAAUUUACCCAAAACAGCGUUAGAUGACAU